Molecule: messenger RNA, 897 nt
Organism: Dromiciops gliroides (monito del monte)
Lineage: Eukaryota; Metazoa; Chordata; Mammalia; Microbiotheria; Microbiotheriidae
Gene: GAPT
Product: GRB2 binding adaptor protein, transmembrane
Exons: 1
Coding region: 1-897 (298 amino acids)
Cellular component (GO): membrane
Molecular function (GO): protein binding
Source: RefSeq, a predicted model, not a curated record
AUGACAGAUCAUUUAGCCUUCUUCUUUUUGCAUUUUCUUCUAUGCCAUCUUCACCCAUCUCUUUCAACUUCACAUUGUAAGUUCGUGGAGAAUAAGGUACUUCAGUGGGUUAACAUCAAUAGAACAAUAAGUCAACUAUACCUGAAUAACUGUGAUGUGAAAAAAAUAGAGUUCAAAGACAUCAGUCUGCCGGAGCUGAAGUUACUCAACCUGUCUUAUAAUCAAAUAGAGACUUUACCUGAAGGGUUCCUCUUUUAUACCCAACAAAAUGUAGCCCUGUACUUGGACCACAAUAAACUAAAUGAUCUUCCACAUUCAAUUCUGCAAAACAAUAAACUGCAACUAUGUAGCUUGGAUUGCAUCUCUGCUGUUAUUAAGAACCUUCAUGAGUGGUCUAAUAUUACUACUUGUAAAGACAUUUUUAAAAAUUGUGGAGAUGGGUUAGGAUAUGCGCCUCUCAUUGUACCUCUCCUGCUUGCAAUUCUAGUCCUCUGUGCCCUGGGUUUGGCCUGGUACUGGAAACGUUACCGCUACACAAGCAAUUUUGCCCUGCCAAGAUUUUUGCACAAGAAAAGGGUUCAGCAUGAAUCUGAUCCACAGCAUACACUGUGUACCCCCACUGAAUACACUGGUCCAAAGUGCUUUUCACUGUACCAAAUAAAAGAAGAGCCAUCUCUUUCACCCAGAGAUGGCAGAGACCAGAGCUACGAAAAUGUGGAAACUGGCCCUGUGAACUGUGCAAAGGAAUGUUUAACAGAUCUUUAUGAAAAUACAACCCAAUUCAACUCCGAGGAACAUUUAUAUGGAAAUGAAUCUUCACCUGAAUAUUAUAAUUUCCAGAAUCCUCAUUUUCUCAAUACUCCUUCAGAUGAAGACAUAUAUGUUCUUCCAGAUUAA